AUGAGUUGCUUUUCGUGUUUUUCAUCUCAUGGGAGGAAAGCUAGCUCCAAAAAAAUACAUUCUAGCAAAAAACUACGAGUGCAAAUCUCAACUGCUCCACGAGAUCAAAAUCCACCUCUGCCCCAGAAUUUUAGUCCUAAACCAAGGCCUGCGCAGGAUCCCGUUAGUAACAAGGAUGCUGCUAAUAAAGAAGCAGGCGAUAAAAACAUUGCGGCACAGACGUUCACAUUUCGUGAACUAGCCACAGCUACAAAGAAUUUUAGGCAAGAAUGUUUAAUCGGUGAAGGGGGAUUUGGGAGAGUUUAUAAGGGAAAACUUGAGAAGAGUGGGCAGGUUGUGGCUGUGAAGCAACUUGAUAGGAAUGGGUUGCAAGGAAACAAAGAAUUUCUUGUUGAGGUGCUGAUGUUAAGCCUCUUGCAUAAUGAAAAUCUAGUCAAUCUCAUUGGUUAUUGUGCUGAUGGAGAUCAAAGACUUCUAGUUUAUGAAUACAUGACACAGGGAUCUUUAGAAGAUCAUCUUCUUGAUCUUUCACCCGAACAGAAGCCAAUGGAUUGGCAGACAAGAAUAAAAAUAGCAUUAGGUGCAGCAAAAGGCCUAGAAUAUUUGCACGAUAAUGCCAAUCCCCCAGUCAUCUACCGCGACUUGAAAUCCUCAAACAUCUUGCUAGACAAUGAAUUCAACGCCAAGCUCUCUGAUUUUGGACUAGCCAAGCUUGGACCUGUGGGGGAAAAGACACAUGUGUCAUCCAGAGUAAUGGGAACAUACGGUUAUUGUGCCCCUGAGUACCAAAGAACAGGUCAACUCACUGUCAAGUCCGAUGUCUACAGCUUCGGGGUCGUUUUGUUAGAGUUAAUCACAGGAAGAAGAGUUAUUGACACAACAAAACCAACCGAUGAACAAAAUCUAAUCGCAUGGGCACAACCUGUAUUUAGGGAACCAAACAGGUACCCACAACUGGUUGAUCCACUUAUAGAAGGACAGUAUCCAGUGAGAGCUAUGAAUCAAGCAGUGGCAGUUGCAGCCAUGUGUCUCCAAGAAGAGCCCGGUGUUCGACCUUUGAUUACUGAUGUGGUCACUGCUCUCAGUUUCCUUGGAAACGGUCAAGAUUCAGGCACAAAUAUUCCCCCUAAUGCCGCCCCUCUUCUUACUACACCACCUGUUCAAGAAAUGACCAGUGAUGUAAAUGGUGACGAAGGUGAUUAUGAUGAUAUCCAAUGGCAACGCCGAAAAGAGGUGGCAGAAGCAAUACAAUGGGGUACUAAUUCCAGGCAUGUUGAAUCGGGGUGUGCAAGUGCUUCUUCACUGUAA
Pistacia vera is the source of this 1308-nucleotide messenger RNA. RefSeq names its product probable serine/threonine-protein kinase PBL26. Gene Ontology annotation, biological process: protein phosphorylation. NCBI's taxonomy places the organism in Eukaryota, Viridiplantae, Streptophyta, Magnoliopsida, Sapindales, Anacardiaceae. Bases 1 to 1308 code for a protein of 435 amino acids. Gene Ontology annotation, molecular function: protein kinase activity; ATP binding. The record is from RefSeq and is a predicted model, not a curated record. The transcript has 5 exons.